Trichoderma aggressivum f. europaeum is the source of this 1701-nucleotide messenger RNA. RefSeq lists its product as uncharacterized. The coding region runs from base 1 to 1701 and encodes 566 amino acids. The record is from RefSeq and is a predicted model, not a curated record. The transcript is spliced from 3 exons. Lineage: Eukaryota; Fungi; Ascomycota; Sordariomycetes; Hypocreales; Hypocreaceae.
AUGUACAAACCGACAUUUCCAGAACGAGUAGAGGAUCAAAAGGCGGACAAUUACCAACCAGUACCUCGAGAGCCAGAUGUCGUCGGUGUCGCAACACCACGGGAUACUGAGUUACCGCACACAGAGGAAAAGGACCGUCGGGGAAAUCAUCAUGCGCGUCUGGGGGUCAAUGAUGUCUUUGCCAAAUUGUGGCUGUGGGAGAUUGUUGCAUGCCUCUUCAGCUUAGUCUGUUUGGCUGCCAUCAUAAUCGUUCUCAAGUACGAAGACGGGAAACAGUUGGAUCAGUGGAGCCUGGUAAUCUCACCAACUGCCGUAAUCUCGUUUUUAGCUACGAUUUCAAAGUCAUCAUUCAUGCUGGCAAUCACCGAGGUCCUAGGACAACUGAAAUGGCUUCACUUCAAUGGCCAGCCCAGGCGUCUCGCCGAUCUCAGUCUCUUUGAUAGAGCAAGCCGGGGACCCUACGGCGGAUUUGUCUUGAUUCUACGCCGACAUAGACAUUCCCUCCUUGCUUGCUUUGCAGCGCUGAUAACCAUUGCAGGGUUACUGAUGGAUCCAUUUGUGCAGCUAGUCUUUAGCUUUCCUUCCAGGCUCGUGGUAGAUUCAGAGCUGGUAUCCUCUUUCAGUGCAUCUCGCAAUUACACGCCAUCCAACUACCGUGCCGUUUCGAGCUUUGCGUUGUUAGGAAAUAUUGAUCCGGCAAUGACUGCAGCCAUCAUGCAGGAUUUUGUCGCUUUCCUGGAGACCGAGGGUCCCACCGUAUCCCAGUGUCAAUUCAAAACGCCAAACAACCAGACUCUUCAGACCGUAUUUGCGACGAUGAGAUAUGAACAGGGGAUAUUCGGCACACAAUGGAAUGCCAGCGCUUUAUUUGGUGGCUCGGAGGCGACUGACGCUCCUGCGACUCUCGUCAGCUUUGAAGCAGUUCAGCCACUGGCAAUGCCCGCUUCAAUCAGCUUGGACGAUGUGAGAGAUCUACCUGUCGCGGGAUGGUCCUGUUCGCUUAGCCUCUGCGCAAAGACGUAUCCCUUUAUCAAUGUCACGAAUGGUGUGAUAAAUGUGACGGCGCCUGAAGAAGACCCCCUCUUGUUUGGGAGUACAGCCCCAUUCUACGACACUCUGUAUAGCAACACCUCGAGUGCCAUAAGCAACUACUCAUUCCAAGCCAUCGACUACGAAAACCUCAAUAGUUACCUGUCAGUAUUAUUCUCCACCGGGUUCUUCAGUGAAGGCAUCAACACAAUGAGUUCGAAUGCCUUGGUGUAUCUCGACAAUGCGCCUGAGGCACCGCCAGUGGGCUCACGUUUAGGGGUUGAAGUAGAUAUAGACGCGGCUAUGAACAGACUGGCCUCUAGUAUGACGGAGCCUAUCCGAGCGAGUCUCAACGGCACGGCACAUGCCGGCCAGACGUUGGUAGAAAAGACAUUUAUUCACGUCAGCUGGCGCUGGUUGGCGCUGCCUGUUGCCCUCGCCGUGCUGUCAUUUGUCCUAGUCAUUGCAGCGAUUGUCGUUACGCGGCGGAGCGGAGUGGAAGUAUGGAAAACCGAAGUACUGCCCCUGCUAUUUGCACAACUGAGGGGCUUCGAGGCAGAGGAAGUCGAUAUUAGUGGCGCUGGUGGACGCCGGAGUCUGGAGGAGCGAGGAUUACGGCUACGCGCAAACCUAAGUCGCCCAGAUGAACUGGCAUUUAUCAAGGGCGACUAG